Astyanax mexicanus (Mexican tetra) is the source of this 2901-nucleotide messenger RNA. It is a transcript of the gene tpbg1b, whose product is annotated as trophoblast glycoprotein a. Gene Ontology annotation, cellular component: plasma membrane. Gene Ontology annotation, molecular function: protein binding. The record is from RefSeq and is a predicted model, not a curated record. The transcript has 2 exons. The coding region runs from base 330 to 1442 and encodes 370 amino acids. NCBI's taxonomy places the organism in Eukaryota, Metazoa, Chordata, Actinopteri, Characiformes, Acestrorhamphidae. Gene Ontology annotation, biological process: negative regulation of canonical Wnt signaling pathway.
UUCAUUGUUCGCGCGGAGCGGCGCAGCGGAUGAAACGCGCUAUUCUGAUGCUAAUCGCCGGACGCCCCUCGCGCACACGUGGGGGGGAUGCUAAAGGAGCUGAGCGCGCGGCGCGAGCGUUCACAAGCAGAACUUCAGCUCAGGAGGAGCGCGCGCUCGCACGCAGGUUCCGGAGGGUCCUCGCGCUCCCCCACAGUCCGGUCCGGGUGGUCUGAGGAGGGUCUGGACAUGUGGAGAUCCGCAGCGCUCCGCUGAAUGUCCUCGCGCUAGCCGGGUGAGAUUUCAGACUGAGGGGCUCGGUUCUCUCUCUACAGCGGAGUUUCGCUAAAAUGCCCGAGUUUGGAGUGAGGGUCCUCGUGCUCGCGCUGCUGUGUGUUCAGCCCGCCCGCUCGUCCUCGUGCCCCCCCGGCUGCGAGUGCUCGGAAGCGGCUCAGACCGUCAAGUGUGUGUCCAAGGAGCUCCGGAGCGUCCCGGCCGGAAUCCCCGCCUACACUCGGAACCUGUUCAUCACCGGCAACCGGAUCAGCAGGAUCGGUCCAGAGAGCUUCAGGGGUCUGGACAAUGUGACCACACUGUCUCUCAGCAAUAACAGAAUAUCUGAGGUGGAGUCCCACACCUUUUCUAGCCUGCGCAGCCUCCGAUCCCUGGAUCUUAGUAGCAAUCAGCUGGCGUUGAUCCAUCCCGAGGCUUUCACAGUACAGAGUCGUAUGCUAAAGGAGCUGAACCUAAGCAGGGCACUGUACAACCACUCCGCUGUCACGGACCUGGCCACCUCUUUUCGGUGGAGUGGACUUGAAGGGCUGCAUGGGCUGGACCUGUCCAGCAACGGAUUGGUCUACCUACCACCUCAAAUCUUCUUCCACCUAGGCAACCUGCGGCGCCUUCAGCUGGCCAACAACUCCAUUGUGUCUAUUUACAACGAGACAUUCUCUGGCCUGGGGCAGCUGGAGGAGCUGGACCUUAGCCUGAAUGCCCUAAAAACCUUUAGGGAAGAGGGUUUGAUGGAGCUGGAGCACCUGCCUGGGGCAAAACUGCACCUCAGGCAGAACCCGUACACUUGCACUUGCGGGAUUGAGCCCUUUGCUAUAUGGCUGAACGCCUCACGGGAGAGGGUAGUAGAUGCAGAGCGACUGGUGUGCGUGUACCCUGUGGAACUGAGCAACACCUCUCUGCUGAUAGCAGGCGAGAUGGUUUUGGGAUGCCAUCGGGCAGGAGAUGGUGACAACCUGGCCCUGCAGACAUCUUAUGUCUUUCUAGGCAUAGUGCUGGGCUUUGUGGGACUAAUGUUCCUCUUUGUGCUCUAUCUGAACCGCAAGGGCAUCAAGAAGCGCAUCUACGACAUGCGGGAUGCCUGCAGGGAGGUAUGGGAGGGGUAUCAUUACAGAUAUGAAAUUGACUCAGACCCUAGAUUGUCGCAGGUCUCCACCAGUGCAGAUGUGUGACAUGGACUUUUUUGGACAUUUGGACAUGCUAUUUUGACUCCAAGCUCUUCUAAACAUCAUUCCUUUUCUAGCACAUUUAUACCUUUAAGGAACUCUUGAAAGUUUAAAAGUCUGUAUGUCUGUAUGUGUAUAUAAAUAUAAACAUAUUGCUAUGAAAGUAGGCAGAUUGGCUCUACCUACUCUAAGAAAAGCAUGCACAGCCUUUUUAUGUGUUCAGGAGGAGCCAUUUACAACAACUCAUGCUUCAUUAUGUUCCUCACCUCUUCCCGCACCAUUUAGAACGCUGUCUCACCGUGACCAGGGCGAGCUAGUGGAUUACCCCAUUAAAAAACAAAAUGCACAUUUCCACUUCUUUCAACUGUCCAUUACUGCCAUGUUCUUCGCAGUCUGCUCAGUCAGAGUGCAGCUAAGUGCCUUGGUCUAACAUGGGUCAUAGACACCCUGACCAUAAUUCCUUUACGUCAAGAUCUAAGAAGAGACAUUUGCAGCCUUGUGGAGAGUGGAGUAAGUGUUGAACAAACACAUUGAUUUCGACAACUUCCACGGCUCUUCUAAUGCAUGCGGUCGUUGCAUGUUCUUUCAAGGCACAUUGAGUCACAGAACUGGUCCAUCGUCAGCAAGCCCCCCGAGCUCCCCAGUCCCUCUACCCACAGGGAGCCUGUGAAGGAAUGCAGCCGCCUUUUUCUCUAAAGCAUUCCAAAGUGAGGAUCACCGCUUCUAAAGAAAAACGUGUUCUCUUUGUGCCAGAUAAACAGAGAGAGCGGGAGAGAAAUGAAAAGGAGGAUCUUUCAGGGAAAAGGAGCCAGCUGCGGAAAUCUCUGGUCCUCUUCUGUUCCUCUCUCGUCUUUUUUCUCCCCUUUCCUUCGGAAGAAACUUUUUGCUUUGUUUUUAUUCCUCUCAUUUUUAUUGUCAGGAUGAUGAGAACCAGCCCUGGAUGAGGGUUUGCUGAAGACAGCAGUAGGCCUGCUGGCCCUUUGAAGGCACAGCCUGGCUCAGCUCCUAGUGAGCUUGGCAGCUUUUUCUGUUUAAGGGACUUUGCGGUGAUAAGAUACAGAUGAAAACUGGAGGGGCUGCCUUACUUAAGGGACCCCCCCUUCCCCCCUUUUUUUGUAAGUAAAUGCAUGAGACUUCAGAUCCUUCAAAUAUGUACCUGAUGUUCUACAGAGCCAAUAGCAUGGGCUUUGGAUGUCAUGGUUUCAUAUGUUUUACAAAACUAAAGCCUGUGAAUUAUGAAUGUGUUUCAAAUUUUUUUUUACAUUGAAAUAAUUGUCCUAAAGCACUGCCUGUGCACAUAGUAGCAGGUUAGGAUUUGCCCUGAACUCAAUCAAAAUGUUCAUUAAAAAUUACAUUUUUUUUAGAUUCUGUGUAUGUUCAGGAAUCUGACACAAGCUUGUUUUUCUAAAAAAAAAAAUUAAAGCACAAACAUUAUUGUAAGAUGUUUGUAAGAAUCACUUUGAAA